AUGAUAGAGCUUACGGUCCUUUGGGAAACCAACAUCCCCAAAGACCAUACCAUCAAGGUCAACAAGUAUUACGAGCUCACAAACGAACUCACUCGAAAUAGGUUCGUAGUAGAUUUGUACGCGGUAGAGGUAGGAGCGAGAGGUAUAACAGCGAAAUCUCUCUACAACCUACUAAAGGUCUUGGGCUUGUCCAGAACUGACAUUAAUGCAUUCUUGGAACGUACAUCGAAGGCAGCCCUAGUAGGUUCUUUUCAAAUUUGGUUAGGUAGGGAGAGAAACUUGGACAGUGGAGGUGAGCGUAUAACGCGCGAAUCCGGAACGCCAGCGCCAGUAGCGGCACUCGAUGGAGUUUGUGUAAGCGUGCGCCAGAGCCUAGAGGGGAACGUGGGACAUCACUUCUCUCCAGCGUUCGGCGCGUGCGGCCACAGAACCAUCGCGCAGUCCGGUCUCAUACUUGAACUGUAUUACUGA
Molecule: messenger RNA, 471 nt
Organism: Danaus chrysippus (African queen)
Lineage: Eukaryota; Metazoa; Arthropoda; Insecta; Lepidoptera; Nymphalidae
Source: the annotation of a GenBank genome assembly